This is a messenger RNA of Calypte anna (Anna's hummingbird), 4001 nucleotides long. RefSeq names its product DEAD-box helicase 24 (gene DDX24). Gene Ontology annotation, molecular function: ATP binding; RNA helicase activity; nucleic acid binding. Gene Ontology annotation, cellular component: nucleolus. The record is from RefSeq and is a predicted model, not a curated record. Lineage: Eukaryota; Metazoa; Chordata; Aves; Apodiformes; Trochilidae. The transcript has 11 exons. Bases 811 to 3201 code for a protein of 796 amino acids.
CCCAGCCCCUGUCGGGAGGGAAACUUUCUCCGCUUGGCCCGGGCGGGCGGCGAGCGGGGCUGGUGACUGCAGCGCACGGUGCCCGCAGCCCGCUGCAGCCGCCGGUCCCUCGGCGGGGCUACAGCCGCCCUGAAGCUCCUCUGCUGCUGCAUCCUUCCCCACGGGCUCUUAGUCCACUGCCACCAUCCCCUCAGCUCGGGUAGCGACCCUGUCCACCAGUCCUAGGACAGCCUACCCUUGUCCCACCGUGCUGUAACAGCCAAACGCAGAGGGAGUCUGAAGCCCUCUGGAGAAGCCGUGGCAGAGCACCCAAGCCAAGACCUUGCUGAGAACAACCCUGAAGCAGCCCGGAGGCUUCCACAAGCAGCGGCUGCACAGCGCCCUUCGGCACGGCCCCGACAGCAACACCCCCGCUCCGCUCCGGAGCCCACGGGGAGCCCCGUCUCUCCACUCCCUUCACAGCCGGGACGCGCCUAAUGGGCAACCCGGAAACCCGCGGGCUCCUGUCCUAGAACCCUUCGCUGCCCAGCCAAGAAGGGACAGCCCAGAGCCCUCGGGCGGUACCCCCGGGCGGGUCUCUCCCCCACGCCGCACCCCCGAGGACCCCUCCGGCUGCUGAGGCCGCUGCCCCGCGCUCCAGCCAGGUGCAUGCGCGCUCCUCCUCCCACCCGGCCCCGCCCCCUGGGUGCGCGCCCGCCGGCGCCUCGGAGUGACGUUGCGCUGUGAUGGAGGCGCCCGCAAGCGCACGCGGUGAUCGGGGGCUGUAGCGCGGCCCUGGGGCUACAGCGCAGGUGUCUUUUUUAGGUAAAAAUGGAGGCAAAAAAAGGAAGGAGAUUCAAAUCGUCAUUUAAAUUGAAGCAAAAAGGCAUUCAAAUAAUAGGGGAAUGGAAAACUGUGCAAAUCGACCCCAAUCUAUUUGCUGAUGAGGAGUUUAAAGAUAUAGUAUGCCUGGAAGAACUUACAGACUACAGACUAGUAAGUUCUUCCAAAGUGGGCAAAGUAAAAGAGAAGAAGAGAAAAGCUGAGAGUGCUUCAGAAGUCAGUGAGGAGGAGGAGGAAGAACCUGUUAUCCCUCCCAAAAAGAAAAAGAAAGGUUUGAGAAGCAAAACAGAUGAAAGUGCUGAUCCUAAUGCAACAGAAAUUGAUGUGCCAAUUGGUGUGGAGGCAAAAAGUAAAGCAAUUGAAGUGGCAGCUUGCAAGGACCAUGGAGAUGUGACUGAGAGCACUUCAAGCUCAAAAGAUGUUCCAAAGAAAAAGAAAAAAAAUAAGGGUUCUCAAGAAGGUCUUCCAUCAGUAACUAGUUCUAAGAAAGUUAAAAACUGGACAACGGAAGUUUUAUCUGCUUCAACUGACCACAAAGCUGAUGUGUCUGCAUGGAAAGACCUAUUUGUACCUGAACCAGUGCUGCGGGCCUUGAGCUACCUGGGGUUUAGUGCUCCAACUCCUAUUCAAGCCUUAGCCUUACCUUCUGCCAUCCGGGAUAACAUGGAUGUUCUUGGGGCUGCAGAAACAGGAAGUGGCAAAACACUUGCAUUUGCAAUUCCAAUGAUUCACUCUGUGCUGCAGUGGCAAAAAUCAAAUAGCCCAACAAUGAAAAAUGACAGUGUUUCUGAAGAGGUCCAUCAGGACCAUGAUGGAACAAGAUGGGAAAAUGAAGACCAAGCAAAAAAACUAACCCAUCAGCAGGCUGAAGAUAGUGGAGAUGAAGAUGAUGCAACUUUCACAACAGGCUGUGUGAAGGUGCUGGAAAAUUCUGAAUUUGAAUCUGGCAGCAUGACGCAUACUGUUGGCUCCCAUAAAAAGAAACCUCUUUUAGGACUGGUCCUUACCCCCACAAGAGAAUUAGCUGUACAAGUAAAACACCACAUUGAUGCAGUUGCAAAGUUCACAGGCAUUAAGACUGCAAUUCUGGUUGGAGGGAUGGCUCCACAGAAGCAAGAACGUGUACUCAAUCGGAAGCCAGAAAUUGUAAUUGCAACCCCAGGCCGUCUGUGGGAGUUGGUUAAAGAGAGACACCCACAUCUUUCAAAUCUUCGGCAGCUCAGGUGCCUUGUAAUUGAUGAAGCAGACCGAAUGGUUGAGAAAGGUCACUUCUUAGAGCUGUCUCAGCUGCUGGAAAUCUUAAAUGAUUCACAAUAUAAUCCUCACCGACAAACAUUUGUUUUUUCUGCCACUUUGACUUUAGUCCAUCAGACUCCCUCAAGAGUUUUACAGAAAAAGAAUGCUAAAAAGAUGGACAAGAAGACCAAACUAGAACUCUUAAUGGAAAAAGUAGGAAUAAAGGCCAAACCCAAAGUAAUAGACUUAACAAGGAAAGAAGCUACUGUUGAGACUCUCACAGAAACCAGAAUCCACUGUAAUACCAACGAGAAGGACUAUUACCUCUAUUACUUCCUUCUCCAGUAUCCAGGAAGAACCAUGGUCUUUGCAAACAGCAUAGACUGUAUCAAACGUCUCACUUCUCUUCUCACAAUCUUAAAUUGUGAUCCUCUUCCUUUGCAUGCCAACAUGCACCAAAAGCAAAGGCUGAAAAACCUGGAAAGGUUUGCUGAGAGAGAGAGCUGUGUCCUCCUGACAACAGAUGUUGCAGCUCGUGGUCUUGAUAUUCCCAACGUGCAGCAUGUCAUCCACUACCAGGUCCCUCGUACUUCAGAGCUGUAUGUGCACAGAAGUGGCAGAACAGCCCGAGCUGCCAAUGAAGGCCUUAGCCUCUUGCUGAUUGGUCCUGAUGACUUGAUCAAUUUUAGGAAAAUUUAUAAAACGCUGGAGAAGACUGAAGAAUUGCCAUUUUUCCCAGUUGAAACCAAGUGCAUGGCUUCUAUCAAGGAGCGGAUGAAUUUGGCUCGGCAGAUUGAGAAGGCAGAAUUUUUCAACAGUCGGGCAAAGCAACACAACUCCUGGCUCCAGCAGGCUGCAGAGGCUCUUGAGAUUGAUCUUGAUGAUGACAUGUUUAUGGGAAGGAAACCUAGCGAACAAGAAGAAAGCCAGAAGCAAAAGAUGCUGAAAGGCAUGAAAAAACAGCUAAAACAUAUGUUGUCCCAGCCACUGUUUAAAGUCCUUAUGAAAACCAAGUACCCAACACAGUCUGGAAAACUACUCCUGCCUCCGACAUCAGUGGGCACUUCAGAAUCUGCUCUACGUACUGUGUCCAAACAACAAGCAAAGAGGAAAAAAAUCAAUAAAAUGAAAUUAGACAACUGAGCAAGAUCACUCGAUGUAACAGAAGCAAGAUCAGUCCUUGUCAAGGCUGUCACUGCUUGUGGAAGAAUUCAACUAGAAGACAUGCAGAUCAGAGGAUGUUGCCUGUGUGUUGUUUGUUGGUUUGAGAACAAAGCAAAAUGUUGAUUUAAAGGGCUCUCUUAACAUGCAGAUAGUUUCUGUUGAAUUUUAUCUUGGAUCUUGUUUUCUUAACAUUCUUAUUUUUUCUUACUGUCUGUAUUAAUAGAAGUUAGUUUCAAAAUAGUUCUGUUUAUUACUAUUUUGUGAGAUGGGUAAAACUUGCUGGUUAAAAUUCAUGGUGGGCAUGCUCAAAUGAUGAAACUUGAUUUGAAUGUUAAUAUCCUUAAAGGACAGGAGAAGGUAGACUGUAUACAGUCUGAGCUGGUAGUCUUGGGAGGUUUGGAUUUUAUGGCAGCCAGUUCAGUGAGAAAAAUGGCAAAUAUAGGUAGUGUUAACAGCACAGUUCUACUUAUGGAAAUCUCUCUCAAUUUUGUUUUUUCUUCGAUAACAUUUCUCUGUUCUGUUCUUUACUGGGUUAAAUUCCCGUAGUCCUGUGUUUAAUGUUUUAGGAUGUGCAAAGUCAAGGUGGCAGUGGGCCAGAACUGUCCUAGAAGAUGUGUUUUAUUAAUUCAUAUUUAGAGUUAAGUCUGUAUUUGAAAACACAUUAGAAUUGUGACCUUUGCUUUAAUGGAAGAGAUGAUGAUACAGUGAAAUGUCUCUUCUGAAGAGUGCUUCCUGAUAAUUAUGCUUUUAAAUAAUUUUAACCUGACCUCGGCAAAUAA